AUGCCUACCCCCGAAGCGAAUGAGAUCCGAAGUGCAUGGAAGACACUCGGGUCGAGCCUGGAUUUUGCAAAACCGGUGCAGCCUAAGGGUAAUUCUCAGUCCCCGAUCCAGGCGCAGGUGCAAGCGCAGAUGCAGGCUCAGAAGCAGAAGCAAAAACGCAGUAUCAUGGGCACCGAAUUGGGCUCUGGGAUUGCCUGUGGUGCCGAUGGGGAGGAUCAGGCGCGCCAAAGUUUCAACGGUAUACAGACGCAGACCCGUCCAGCUGAGUGGGUGCGGGAUGGGAAUGACCUUGGCAGUGAUUACGGCAACGGCGAGGGAAUUGUCGUGAGCGGCUCGGAGGGGGAGAACGGUUAUAACCGUCGCAAGAGAGUGAGGUUGAGUAAGCUCGGGAGUCCGAUUAGUAUCUUUGAGCCUAGUAGCGAGAGUGGAGUGGGAAGUGGGAGCGAAGGUGAAGAUGGUAGUUUGUGUGAAAGUGCAAGUGUGUGA
Messenger RNA from Histoplasma mississippiense, 486 nucleotides. RefSeq lists its product with no specific name. The transcript has a single exon. The record is from RefSeq and is a predicted model, not a curated record. Lineage: Eukaryota; Fungi; Ascomycota; Eurotiomycetes; Onygenales; Ajellomycetaceae. Bases 1 to 486 code for a protein of 161 amino acids.